Messenger RNA from Brachypodium distachyon (stiff brome), 2352 nucleotides. Its product is annotated as protein NRT1/ PTR FAMILY 8.1. Gene Ontology annotation, biological process: oligopeptide transport; transmembrane transport. The record is from RefSeq and is a predicted model, not a curated record. Bases 82 to 1983 code for a protein of 633 amino acids. The transcript has a single exon. Gene Ontology annotation, cellular component: membrane. NCBI's taxonomy places the organism in Eukaryota, Viridiplantae, Streptophyta, Magnoliopsida, Poales, Poaceae. Gene Ontology annotation, molecular function: transmembrane transporter activity.
ACAACAUAUAACAACGUUCAAUGAAUAAUCAUUACGAAAAUAAAUGGACAGCAUUGACAGAAACAACAAAGCGUGAUCGAAAUGCUAGCGUUGCAUUGCAGGCUGUCGUGGAUUCAGGCCCAGGCCCAGCCAGAUCGGGAUACCGGCUCUAAUAGAGCCAGGCUAGCAGUAGGCUCGUGCUACAUAUAUAUACGGGCCGGCCAGGAGGACCGAUCGAGGGUUAGCAGCAUCGAUCGAUCUCAUCUGAUGGCGAUGGCGGCGGCGGCGCGUGACGAUCAAGAAGAAAAGCCGGCGGAGACGACCAUGGACGGGACGGUGGAUUUCUCGGGCAAGCCGGCGGUGCGCCGCAAGACGGGGGGCUGGCGUGCGUGCCCCUUCAUCCUGGGCAACGAGUGCUGCGAGCGGCUGGCCUACUACGGCAUGAGCUCCAACCUGGUCAACUACAUGGUCUCGGAGCUCCACCAGGGCAACGCCGCCGCCGCCGCCAACGUCAACAACUGGUCCGGCACCUGCUACGUCAUGCCGCUCGUCGGCGCCUUCCUCGCCGACGCCUACCUCGGCCGCUUCCGCACCAUCGCCGCCUUCAUGGCGCUCUACAUCGCCGGCCUCGCCCUCCUCACCGCCUCCGCCGCCGUCCCGGGCCUCAAGCCCCCCGGAUCCUGCGCCGGCUGCGAGCCCUCGCGGGGCCAGAACGCCGCCUUCUUCUCGGCGCUGUACCUGAUCGCCGUCGGCACGGGCGGGAUCAAGCCCUGCGUGUCCUCCUUCGGCGCCGACCAGUUCGACGACGCCGACCCGGGCGAGCUCCGCAGCAAGGGCUCCUUCUUCAACUGGUUCUACAUGUCCAUCAACGUCGGCGCGCUCGUGGCGUCCUCGGUGCUCGUCUGGGUCCAGACCAACGUCGGCUGGGGAUGGGGAUUCGGCAUCCCCGCCGCCGCCAUGGCCGUCGCCGUCCUCAGCUUCCUCUUGGGGAGCAGGCUCUACCGCUACCAGAAGCCCGGCGGCAGCCCGCUGCGGAGGAUGGGGGAGGUGGUCGUCUUGGCCUUGCAAAAAUCCCACCUCCCGCUCCCCGCCGACUACCUCCACGAGACGCCGCCAGGAGCGGACGGCAUCAGGAAGCUGGCGCACACGGAGCAGCUCCGGUGGCUGGACAGGGCGGCGGUGGUGACCCUGGAGAACCCGCGGAGGCUCUGCACGGUGACGCAGGUGGAGGAAACCAAGGCCAUGAUCCGGCUGCUCCCCGUCUGGGCGAGCGGCAUCGUCAUGGCGGCGGUGUACAGCCAGAUGAGCACCAUGUUCGUGCUCCAGGGAAACACCCUCGACCCGCGCAUGGGCUCCCGCUUCUCCAUCCCGGCGGCGUCGCUCUCCAUCUUCGACACCAUCAGCGUCAUCUUCUGGGCGAUCCUCUACGACCGCCUCAUCGUGCCCGUGGCGCGCCGCUUCACGGGACACCCGCGCGGCUUCACGCAGCUGCAGCGGAUGGGGAUCGGCCUCGUCAUCUCCGUCUUCUCCAUGAUCGCCGCCGGGGUGCUCGAGGUGGCCAGGCUCCGCGCCGCCGCAAGCCACGGGAUGCUCGACUCCAAGGACUUCCUGCCCGUCUCCAUCUUCUGGCAGGUGCCGCAGUACUUCAUCGUCGGUGCCGCCGAGGUGUUCGUCUUCGUCGGGCAGAUCGACUUCUUCUACGACCAGGCGCCGGACGCCAUGAGGAGCCUCGGGGCGGCGCUCUCGCUCACGUCGGCGGCGCUCGGGAACUACCUCAGCACGCUGCUCGUCGUCAUCGUCACGGCCGUCUCCACCAGGAACGGCGGGAUCGGCUGGAUUCCCGACAAUCUCAACAAGGGACACCUCGACUACUUCUUCUGGCUGCUGGCCGCGCUCAGCGUGCUCAACUUCGUCGUCUACCUCUGGAUCGCAAAGUGGUACAAGUACAAGGUCUACAAGACGGCCGAGCCUUCUUCGCAGAUCGAUACUGCUAGCACCGGUUGAUUAGCAUUUAGCAAGCACUCUUGUGUUGAUUCAUCAUCAUUCAUUCAUAGGCAACAAACUGUUUCUUCUUCAGCUGUUGAUUCUUUUUUUUGUAAGAAAAUCACUACUAGAAUUUUCGCAUCUCAAAGCUCCAGUCUUCAGUAGCUGUGUUUAAUCUUAAGCGAACCCGUAUGGGGCGAUCUGGACCAUCCAACGGCAACCAUUCUAAUCUGUACCAGUAAACCAGUCAGCGAUCAUGCACAAAAACUUGUCCAAAUACAGUGCGAUUUCAGGCCAGGCUAAUUUAGCCAACCAAAUAUAUUGGCACAUUAAUUUCGUUCAAUCAUUGAUGAUGCUGUUUUAUUUCAAUAUACUGAGCGCUUCAAAUAC